This is a messenger RNA of Owenia fusiformis, 1341 nucleotides long. Lineage: Eukaryota; Metazoa; Annelida; Polychaeta; Sabellida; Oweniidae. The record is from the annotation of a GenBank genome assembly.
AUAAAAUAUGAAAAUGACUACAUCUAUGUCACACUGUUUUGAAAUCUUUUUGAACGGGCUCGUAGUAAUAUGGCGAUAAUGAUGUGAGGUCAUUAAUAAGCGUAUAGAGAGGACCUGUGGGCAGUAACUAGUGGUGAGAGGUCUUUCUUAAUCACAUAUCUGAGCAGGAUAGUGCAGUAUAUUGUUAGUCGCAAGCUAUUUUUCGUAAUAACAGGAAUAAAGAUGACAAAAAUGCAAUAUGUUUGUCUCAUAGCAACCGCAUUGGUCGCUAUAGUAACCUGCGAGAAACAACAUCCGAUGGUUCGUCGAUGCAUUCUUGGAUGCGGCAUGUGUGUUGGCUUUUGGGGCAAGCAGAACUAUGACGGCGAGAAUUGUGCGAUAGGAUGCGCCAAAUCCCUUGGUAAAACAAUCGAUAUGGACUGUGAGAACAUAGAUUACCACGUAGGAAAAAGAUCGGUUCUUGAUCAUGAUACAAUGGAAAAACGGCGAUUCGACGUAAAUACCUGCCAGAAAAGUUGUGAAAACUGCGUUGCUUUAUACACCAACGCACAUUACGAUGAAUUCAGAUGCAAAGUAGCAUGUUCUAUGACAAAUGGGGAAUCAACAGACGUCAAUUGUGACAAAGCUGACGUUUUUUUGACGAAAAGGAGUAAUCCAGAAAUCACUUCAUGAUGCCUUUGUUAGAUAUCAUAUUCUGAUUAUUGCAUUUUAUACCAAUUACCAAAAGUAUCAUAAACGUUAUUGAAGUUACAUUAUUUGAAAGCAGAAUCAGAUCUAUAGGAGUGACAAAAUUGACCUACAAAUGAAUUCCUUACAAUCUCAAAUAGCCAUAAUUAUAUCUCCCCAAAGAGCCACGAUAUGUUAUCAAUUUGUGACGUUGUUUAUGUUUCAAAGUGCAAAAAUAGGGAACAGAUAUCUAAAUUCUCCCAAAUAAAAAAUAUGGUAACCAUAUUCAUAAAAAAGUAAUGCAUUAUUGUAAAAGUCUUUUUUUUCAAAUAAAAUAUACUUUGGGUAUUUUUGAGGAUAGUGAGGGCCCAAAAUACCCAAUAUGGGCCCAAAAUUGUGGCCAAGACGACUUUUGAUUUUCAAUGCCAUCUUCCUAGAUCUGAUACGACUUUUAAUCUAGAAUAAGAUAGUUGUUUAUCCCAAUCAACCACAACCGAGCGGUUAAUUUUUAGCAAUGUCCAAUUAUGACCUAUAUCAUUCAAUAUCAGGGAUCAAAACAGGAGAAAACAGUUGUUUGUUUUUGUUACAUCGGUGGUGAUUUUCCAACGCCUAUUGUAAGAAAUAAAUGAGAUCUUGCGUAAUGAUAUAAUAACAUGAAUAAAGAGAUUCAGGAAC